Drosophila innubila is the source of this 1155-nucleotide messenger RNA. RefSeq names its product retinol dehydrogenase 12-like. The coding region runs from base 74 to 1051 and encodes 325 amino acids. NCBI's taxonomy places the organism in Eukaryota, Metazoa, Arthropoda, Insecta, Diptera, Drosophilidae. The record is from RefSeq and is a predicted model, not a curated record. The transcript is spliced from 5 exons.
GGCAGGCAGCGCGUCGUAAUUCGAACAGUCUUCGUUUACACUCGGAAUAGUCAACAGCUCAACAAGCCCUACAAUGUGCUCGUUAAUUAAUUGUUUGUUGUGUCCCGCGGUCGUUUGGCCAGCUUUAAUCGCAGUCGCAGCUUACUUUAUCAGGCAAUACAUGCAAGGUGGCAAAUUCGAUAAGGAAACUGAUGAGACUGGAAAGGUUGUGAUCGUUACCGGAUCAAAUACGGGCAUUGGCAAGGAGACGGUACUGGAACUGGCCAGACGAGGAGCCACUGUUUAUAUGGCCUGUAGGGAUAAGAAGAGAACGGAGGAAGCUCGUCUGGAAAUUAUUAGGGAAACCAACAAUCAAAAUAUUUACUUCAGGGAACUUGACUUGGCUUCCCUAGACUCGAUUCGAAAGUUUGCUGCUGAUUUCAAGAAUGAGCAGUACAAACUUCACAUACUCAUCAACAAUGCUGGAAUAAUGCAUUGCCCUCGAAUGUCGACAAAGGAUGGAUUUGAAAUGCAGCUGGGAGUUAAUCAUAUGGGACACUUUUUGCUAACCAAUUUGUUGCUCGACUUGCUAAAGAAAUCAGCUCCCAGUCGAAUUGUCAACGUUUCCAGCUUGGCUCACACAAUGGGCAAGAUGAACUUUGACGACUUGAACAGUGAUAAAUCCUACAAUUCGUACAGUGCAUAUAGUCAGAGUAAAUUGGCGAAUGUUUUGUUUACUCGCGAGUUGGCUAAACGCUUGGAGGGAACUGGAGUUACUGUUAACGCCCUACAUCCCGGCACUGUUCAAACAGAUCUUUUGAGACAUUACAAAUUUUUCGAAACAACAAUUGGACGAUUGAUGGUCAAAGGUUUCCAGUGGCUUCUUUUCAAAACAACCAAGAAUGGAGCUCAAACCACUUUAUAUGCAGCUCUUGAUCCUGACUUGAAUGGUGUUACUGGAUUGUACUUCAGCGACUGCAAACUAAAAGAUGUCUCAAAAGCUGCGAAAGAUGAAAAGUCGGCAAAACUGUUAUGGGAUGAGAGCGAAAAAUGGACCCAGUACAAAAAGUAGUAUUAUUUAAUAGAGCUUCUCUUUAAAAAACAAUUAUGUAACCUGCACAUUAUGACACAAUAUUUAUAUUUAUGUACUUCAUUAAAAUUCGCAUAACUUAACAA